Molecule: messenger RNA, 1977 nt
Organism: Hemibagrus wyckioides
Lineage: Eukaryota; Metazoa; Chordata; Actinopteri; Siluriformes; Bagridae
Gene: mep1ba
Product: meprin A subunit beta a
Exons: 12
Coding region: 1-1977 (658 amino acids)
Biological process (GO): proteolysis
Cellular component (GO): membrane
Molecular function (GO): zinc ion binding; protein binding; metalloendopeptidase activity
Source: RefSeq, a predicted model, not a curated record
AUGGCUCAUGUGAAAGUAGAUGCUACAAGUUUUACAGAGGUGGACAUCGAUGAUGGAAAAGACUGGGAUUUUGUUGACAUAAAUGAAGAAGCAGGACUUGACCUGGUAGAGGGAGACAUAGUGGAUAAAAAGGGAGAUGGCAAGAACAGUAUUCUGGGUGAGGAGUAUCGCUGGCCGACCACCGUCCCUUACUAUCUGGAGGACAGCUUGGAGAUCAAUGCUAAAGGAGUGAUACUAAAAGCAUUCGAGCAAUACCGACUCAAGACUUGCAUCGACUUCAAACCCUGGAGUGGCGAGCCAAACUACAUCUCUGUAUUCAAAGGUUCUGGGUGUUUUUCCUCUGUGGGAAAUCGUCAUGUAGGGAAGCAAAGGCUAUCGAUCGGCAACAACUGCGAUCGCCUCGCGACUGUAGAGCACGAGUUCCUGCAUGCGCUGGGUUUCUGGCACGAGCAAUCGAGAGCGGACCGAGAUGAUUACGUCAACAUCAUGUGGGAUCAAAUUGAAGCUGGCAAAGAGCACAACUUCAACACCUAUGACGACACAGUCUCCAGUGCUCUGGGCUUUCCUUACGACUACACCUCUGUUAUGCACUACAGUAAGACUGCCUUUAACAAGGACACCAAACCGACCAUCGUCACCAAGAUUCCAGAGUUCAUGGACAUAAUUGGCCAGCGCAUGGAGUUCAGUUCCAGUGAUGUGCGCAAGCUAAACAGGCUGUAUAACUGCACCACAUCCUCUACCUUCAUGGAUUCCUGUAGCUUUGAGCAGCCUAAUAUCUGUGGUAUGAUCCAAGGAAUGGAUGCAAAGGCAAAGUGGAUGCGUGUGAAGAGCGUGGACGGAGGUGCAAACACCGACUACACUAGCAUGGGCCAGUGCAAUGGUAUCGGUUACUUUAUGCAUUUCAGCACAGCCACAGGAAACCCUGGAGAUAAUGCUAACUUGGAAAGUCGACUCUUUUAUCCUAAAAGAGGACGUCAAUGCCUGCAGUUCUACAUGUACAACAGCGGGGCUGCUGAUGACCAGCUAAACAUAUGGGUUCAUGAAUAUAACAAUGAAUUCCCUAAUGGAGCGCUGAGACUUAUUCAGAGAUUCAGCGGAGGCCGGAGAAACUCCUGGGAGCUUUACCAUGUGACUUUAGACGCGCCUCAGAAGUUCCGUGUAGUGUUUGAAGGGGUGAAGGGCAAGGGAGUAUCCAAAGGAGGUCUAUCUCUGGAUGACAUCAACCUAUCAGAGACACAAUGCCCUCACCAUACAUGGCACAUCCAGAACUUCAACAACCUCCUUGCCACUACACCUGUUGGUGAAAAGAUCUACAGCCCCACUUUCUUAUCUCCUGAUGGCUACUCUUUCCAAAUUGGUCUGUAUGUCAAUGGGAAAUCCAGCAGUUCUAGCAAUAUGGCCAUGUACUUGCACUUGACUUCUGGUCCCAACGACAGCCAACUGAAAUGGCCAUGUCCAUGGAGACAGGCUACAAUAGCACUGAUGGACCAGCACCCAAACAUUCAGCAGCGCAUGGAUAACCAAAGAAUGAUCACCACUGACCCCAGCAAGUCCUCCACUGACUCUCAGGGCAACGUGGAAUAUUUCUGGGACGAUCCACGGAAAGUGGGAAGUCUGGUAAAAAAUCCAGACGGAACCUCAUACUACAGAGGACCGGGUACUGGUACCACCUCGUUCAUCACACACAGCCGUCUGAGGAGUCGGGAUUUCAUUAAAGGAAAUGAUGCCAUCUUCCUCCUUAGUCUAGAAGAUGUGAGUGGACUUUUGGAGAUUCAGCCUGUGCCUCAACCUGCUGCCUAUGCUGAGCAGAAAAGCUCUUCAAACGGUGCAUCCAUCGUAAACUCUACAGCAGUGGUGUUUUUCGCUUUUGUGGCCGUUCUUACGUUGUUGCUUGCAGUUGCGAGUGUGGUGUAUGGGGUGAAGAGACCCCGAAGGAGUGAAGCAACAGAUACUGAGGGAGGGACUGUUUCCGAGUGA